Molecule: messenger RNA, 2125 nt
Organism: Prorocentrum cordatum
Lineage: Eukaryota; Dinophyceae; Prorocentrales; Prorocentraceae
Source: the annotation of a GenBank genome assembly
GAAAUAUGGGAAGUGGGGGGGGGACGAAAACUCCAAAAACAUAGGAAAUAUGGGGCAUCCUGUUACCUGUGUCUAUCUACUUGUGUGCCCCAGGGCCCCUUCAGCUCUCCUCCCGCGCGCGCCUCUCCGCAGAAGGGCUCCGCCGCCCCUCAUCUCUUCUACAUGGCAGUCCGUGAACUGAACCGCCCGCCCCGCCUCCGCAUGGGCGGGAGCCGAUCCCGCGGCGGCGCGGCCGCGCGCGCGCUGCUCUCCGCCUGCCUGGCGUCCGCGGUGCCGGUGCUGCGCGGCAUCAAAGUCUCGGAGACACCAGCUUGUUGCAGGCCUCCGUGCGGGCCGGGGACGACCCCGCCGAGGAUCUGGUCCAGGCGCUCCACACCUACCCGGAGAGUCCGGUGGCCUACGAGACCAUCGGCGAAGCGCUCGGAGCCGCCGCGCCGGGCGGGGCGGACGCCGCCAGGGCCGAGCUGACGGGCGUCAGCCCGCAGAAGACCGACCCGCUGCACGCGUACCGCACGGUCAGCGAUGAGAUCGGGCGCGGCGCGAACUCCACCAUGGUGCACUCACACCAGAUCCUGAAGUACGUGUCCACGCUGAAGAGCGCCCCCAGGCUGCACCAGGCCGGGUGCCUGUUCCUGCCCAGCGACAAGUCCUGGCAGGCAUUCUACAGCCACCUGGAGCACCCAUACCCGCCCAUGUUCGCCGAGAUGGUGGCCAACGCGUAUUACCCCAACUGCGCCAGCAAGUCCGUCAGCGGAGUGACCAUGGAGCGGUGCGCCGACGGCAACGUCCGCAGCUCCGAUGGCUGCAUCAAGGUGCAGCUCAUCGGAAUGGGCGGUCACGUGCGUAUCUACGCGUCCGACGGGCACAUAGGUCUGCCCUACUCGUGGAGCAGCCACAUGACCCGCAAGAGCACGUCGCUGACCGCGAAGAAGGACCAGCAGGUGGUGGUGCAGAAGAUGCCCAUCGACCGCUGCAGCCCCUCGGUCACGCUCGCGCCGCUCGCAGAGGUCCCGAAGAACAAGAAGCUCCUGCUGCCAACGAGGGUGAUCAUGUGCACCAAGCCCGGCCGCGAGCUCCCGGAGGGGUUCACGGAGUUGGUCAAGGAUCAAAUCAGGUGGACGAACCAGGGCUACGCCGGCAUGAACGCUUACAACAGAAUGUACUUCGACAGCGAGAGGCCGCAGCAGACGGACAUGCAGAUCGAGUUUGACCUGAAGGCCGUGGAGGUGCAGCGCGACGAGCAGUGCGCCACGCAGACCUUCAGCGACAUCAAGAACGCGGCCAAGUUCAACGUGAACGGUAGCGCGUGGAUGACCAUUGUUCUCGUGGCGGACGACAUGACGGGCGUGCUCGGCAUGUCGACGUUCCCCACCGAGGCGGAGGAGACCGCCAACAACCUGCUCGUGGCCAUCUCCGUGCGCGGCCUGCGCCACUGGCAGAAGUUCAGCAGCGAGAGCUGGGAUCCCGCCUACGAGGAGGGGCACACGAUGACGCACGAAGUAGGCCACGCGCUCGGCGUCUUCCACACGUUCGAGGCGGGCUGCUCCAAGGAGGGGGACCAGGUCCCCGACACCGUGCCCGAGGCCUACCCGCACUACACGUGCCAGACGGGCAAGUCGUGCGGCGACGACGACGACCCCGUGCACAACUUCAUGGACUACGUGACUCGUGCAUGGCUGGCUUCACCGAGCACCAGAAGAGGAGGGCUUGGUGCAUCAUGGAGAAGUACAGGCCUACCAUCUUCGCCGCGGCGCUGAGGGAUGUCUAGUGUCUAGGGAGUGAUUUCCGCCUGCACGAUCGCUGCUAGCCCAGCCGCUCGGUAGAGACGCUUGUGCCAUUGCCGCAUUGUCGUUUGCGGAGAGUUCACACAGCUAGCCCAUGCCGAGAAUAGUAUACAGCCAGCCCGUGCCGACGUCCGUGGGGGUCAUCGGCUGGUUCCUCUCAGCCGUCCGGACGUCGUCGCCUGGAGGAGGAAAACAGCAAAAGCAACAGCAAAAGUAUCAGCAUGCUGACCCUCCCCGCGCCGUGAGAACACCGCAGCGGAUUUGGGUUUGAUAGGUUUCGGCCUCUGGUGUCCCUUAAGGGGGCCCUGGGACCGUCAACACAUAACUGAGGAUGAGCAGGC